AUGAAAUUAUUUCUAGCCAAUCACACAUUCAACUACCCCUGGGAUCAAGUCACCUCUGCCAAUUGGCAAAAAUACCCCAACGAGUACUCAACACAUGUGGUAUCAGUGGAUGUAUUAGACAGAAGAUUAGUCAAUGAUCAUACACUACGUACUGAAAGACUAAUUGGAUGUAAACAGUCAAUUCCUAGAUGGCUUUCCUUCCUAGUAGGGGGUGCAAAUCUUAGUUAUGUGCGUGAAGUAUCAGAAAUUGAUUUGCAUGACAAAACGUUGGUGAUGAAAUCAAUGAACUUGACGAUGAACCAUCUACUAUUGGUAAAAGAAACAGUUAUUUACAAUCCAGAUUUAGAUUUGCCUUCACACAAGACAACUUUCAAUCAAAGCGCAGAGAUUACUGCUUUUGCUGGAGUAUCGAAGUUGUGUGACAAGUUAGAACACUGGAGUGUGGAAAGAUUUGGUCAAAAUGCUCAAACAGGGAGGUUGGCUUUUGAGAGUGUUUUAAACCGAUUAACUGAAACUAAGAGCCACAACUAA
Molecule: messenger RNA, 531 nt
Organism: Lodderomyces parapsilosis
Lineage: Eukaryota; Fungi; Ascomycota; Pichiomycetes; Serinales; Debaryomycetaceae
Exons: 1
Coding region: 1-531 (176 amino acids)
Biological process (GO): phospholipid transport
Cellular component (GO): mitochondrial intermembrane space
Molecular function (GO): phosphatidic acid transfer activity
Source: RefSeq, a predicted model, not a curated record